Molecule: messenger RNA, 6298 nt
Organism: Sesamum indicum (sesame)
Lineage: Eukaryota; Viridiplantae; Streptophyta; Magnoliopsida; Lamiales; Pedaliaceae
Source: RefSeq, a predicted model, not a curated record
AGCUGAGGUAGAUCGAAAGAUACAUGCUUGUGUGCAUGUAUGUAUGUAUGCAUUGAUGGCAGAAAUUCAGUAGUAGUUAAAGGGAGGGAGUGGGAGAGAGAUGCUCAAAAGUUAAGCUACAUGAACACAUGUCUGCGUAUAUUUUGAUGAAUAUUUUAAUGUAGUUGAGGAGUAAAAAUGAAAGCUUUGCCGGGAAAGAUGGGAAAGAGAGAGAAACAGGAAGAGCUGUUCUUGUUGUUGAAGAAGCAGAGGCAGCAAAAAAUGGUUAUGGAGAUACGAGCCACCACCAUUGCCGCAAGAACUAGAAAGGGAACCUUCCUUUUCCUACUUUUCAUUCUCGUCCUCUUCAUCCUUUGAUUUCUCAAAUAAGUCUUGGCUUGGCGACCUCCUUUUUUUUUUUCUUAAACUUUUCUUGCUUUUUUAACCAUCAAGAUUUGAUUUUUCUCUCUCUUUACUGACAUUCUUGGAUUUCUGUAAUAAGCCCAUAUAAUGCUUGGAUUUUCUUGAUCUGGGUUUUCUUUUACUAAUAUAUACGGGAAGAACUUUUGGGGUACUGAAAUUUCAAGUACUUUCUUGAUUCUUCUUGUUGGUGGGUGGACUUUCUUUGUUUUUCUGUUUUUCCCUUUUUACAAUCUUCCUUGUAAGUUUUACUGUUUGAUUGAGGGAAAAUAAUCCGAUCUUGGUUCUUGUGGUGUAGUUGUGCUAAGCUCUGGAUCUUGGGGUCUGUUUUAUGAAAGAAUCAUUCUUGAAGUCUAAUGUUGACGAAUCUGGGAUUGGUUGAACUAAGUUUCAAGGGUGUUUGAAUUCGUUUGGCGAGUUUAGAAUUCCCUUUAGUGCUGUUGUUGUACAAUUGUAUGUUUUUGUCACUGAAAUCACACAAUUUUGGGAGUAAAAAUCCUUCAUUUGUGUGAAUUUCCUUCGAGGCAUUUGGUUUCUCCUCAAGAAUGAGUUUUCUCUUCUCCUUGUUGUACGACUUACUGGAAACAGGAAUAUACAUACAUACAUGACAUCCUAACGGGAAAAGGGAAAACCCACCUCUUUUUUUGUGGGUUUUGAUAGUUGGAUAGUUAGUCUGAUAAAUUUUGAGUUCAGACAGAAACAUAGUCAUUGAUAUUUAUUUGUAACUGUAGAUAUAAAUUAGGAGACCAGCAUACCAGGUUUUCUCUAGAAGCCUGAUUUCAAGUGUUAUCUGUGGUGGGAUGUUGGUGGUCUAUGGGAAUACCUGAUAAUUCACUACUGGAUUUGAUAGAGAAGGUUAAGUCUUGGAUAUCUUGGGGAAAUAGUAAUUCGAGUUCCAUAUCCCGUGGAUUUGAGAUGACUGAUAACAAUAGCAACAUGUGCUGUCGUUGUGAAGUUAAAUUACUAAAUUCUUGUCUCAAGUACCAGUGCCAAAGCUGUGGAAGGCUGUUGUGCGGGAAAUGUGUGCAAGGACUUGCAUCUAUGGAUGUAAUUGCCCCUACUCGUCUGAGGGAGACGAUGGAGGCUGUGUGUAGUAUCAAGACAUGCAAGCUUUGCGUUGAACUUGGUCCCCUAAAUAAAGCUGCCCAAAAAUGUAGCGGUAAAAUCUAUCCCUCUGAUUCUCCAAGACAAAGCCCAGAACCACCAUCACCAAGUUUUAGUGGUGAGAGAUCCGAUAGUCAAUCCCCCCAUGCUCUGACUAGAAACAGUGAUGAGUUCCUUUCAGACCAUCCAUCUCCAGUAUCUGAUCAUCGCUCACCAAGCAGGAGUGAUGACGACGAGGAAGAGGAUUCAACAAGUCACUUUCUCAGUGCAGCAAGUGAAUACUUCCGUGAUACUUCUGAUGUAGAUUCUAUUAGUGGUAGACAUGAAUUUUAUAGUUUUACAUCUGUUGGAUCAAGCCCAUCAGAUAGCCCCUCUAGGAUCCAUAUUACUUCCAAUAGAGUUGGGCGUUGUGUACAGCAAGGGCGUGGGGGAAUCCCUAGGUCCCAAAAUGAUGGUCCCUUUGACAAAGAGCAGGCUGUUUUAGAAAAGGCUGCUAAAAGGAUUUGGGAUCCGGAAAAGAUUGAUGAUCUACCCAUUUUCGAUAAUAAGGGUGAGAAGUUGUCGCAACCAUUGGAUUUUGAAACCAAUGGUCUCAUUUGGUUGCCUCCUCCGCCUUAUGAUGUCUCUGAUGAGCUGGAAAACAAUUUCUUUACAUAUGAUGACGAGGAUGAUGAGGUUGGCGACUCAGGUGAAAUUUUUUCCCCUACUGCUGGUCUUGGUAGCAGCAUGUUUUUGGUGAAGGAGAGGCAGCAGGUUGAUCACAAGGAAUCCUUCAGAGCUGUUGUGAAGGGGCAUUUCAGAGCUCUUGUGUCACAGCUUUUGCAAGUGCAGGGCAUAAUCUCCACCGACAGCGACUGUGCAGAAGAUUGGCUAAACAUAAUAACGACAUUAGCAUGGCAAGCUGCAAACUUUAUAAAGCCUGAUACUAGUAGAGGAGGUAGCAUGGAUCCCUCUGACUAUGUAAAGGUCAAAUGUGUAGCUGCAGGAAGUCCUAGUCAGAGCAAACUUAUCAAAGGAGUUGUUUGUACAAAGAAUAUAAAACAUAAACGUAUGACGUCUCAAUACAAAAACACUAGACUACUUCUCUUAGGAGGAGCACUUGAGUACCAGCGAGUUCCCAAUCAACUGGCAUCUUUUAAUACAUUACUGCAACAGGAAAAUGACCAUUUGAAGAUGAUUGUUUCAAAGAUAGAAGCCCAUCGUCCUAACGUGCUGCUUGUUGAGAAAACUGUAUCUUCAUUUGCUCAAGAGCAAUUGUUAGCAAAAGACAUCUCUUUAGUUCUAAAUGUUAAAAGACCGCUAUUGGAGCGUAUUGCAAGAUGCACUGGUGCUAUUAUAACUCCCUCAACUGAUCAUAUAUCCACAACAAGGGUGGGGCACUGUGAACUCUUCCAUUUGGAAAAAAUUUCAGAAGACCAUGAACCAGUCAAUCAGUUCAACAGAAGGCCAUCGAAAACCUUGAUGUUUUUUGAAGGUUGUCCCAGGCGGUUGGGUUGCACGGUUCUACUGAGGGGCUCAUCCCGUGAAGACCUUAAGAAGGUGAAAACUGUUACCCAAUAUGCUGUCUUUGCAGCAUAUCAUUUGUCGCUAGAGACCUCCUUUCUUGCUGACGAGGGCGCCAGUCUUCCUCAAACUGGAGCAAAAUCCGCUCAUUUUACUGCAGAGAAGAUGACUCUAGAUAAGGCCAUCUCAAUAAUCCCUGAUUCUGCUGUAAAUACCACUUGUGGAGAAGAAGUUGACGACCCUCUUGUUAAUACUGGAUCGGCGGAUCUCAAUUUGGAGCUCGGGUUGCAAGAAUCCCUGUCUGCCCUUGGGGAGGUUGAUGAUGUGUCUAUGCCAGAUGAGUUUAAAUACAGAAGCGCACUAUCUGAGGCGUGUGACGAGAAUUUGGCAUUGGAUUUAAUGCUUUCUGACAUGAGGCAUACUUGUCCGAGCAUCAGAACUCAUAUCCGAAUGGCAUCACUAGGUCAAGUCGAGGGGCAAUCAGGUGAAGUUUCUGAACUAGCAGCUACUGAGAGAGCUGAUGGUGCCGAGGCCUCUAUUGAAUACUGUUCAGCUAAUGAUAAUAACGAGAGCAUAUUAGUUUCUUUCUCCAGCCACUGUAUCCUGAAUGGAACUGCAUGCGAACGUUCUCGACUUCUUCGUGUAAAGUUCUAUGGCCCUUCUGAUAAACCACUAGGGAGGUUUCUUAGGGAUGAUCUGUUUGAUAAGUCAUCUCGCUGUCAAUCGUGCAAGGAAUCGGCUGAAGCCCAUUCCAUUUGUUAUACUCACCAGCAUGGAAAUCUGACCAUAAAUGUUAGAAGCCUGUCCUCAGUUAGGCUUCCUGGGGAACAAGAUGGCAAGAUAUGGAUGUGGCACAGAUGCCUUAGAUGUUCGCCUAUAGAAGGAGUUCCACCAGCCACAAGAAGAGUGGUUAUGUCUGAUGCUGCCUGGGGCCUUUCUUUUGGAAAGUUUCUUGAACUUAGCUUUUCAAACCAUGCUACUGGUAAUCGUGUUGCAAGCUGUGGCCAUUCUCUGCAAAGGGACUGCCUAAGGUUUUACGGGUUCGGAAGUAUGGUUGCUUUCUUCCGGUAUUCUCCUAUUAACAUACUUUCUGUUCGUUUGCCCCCUUCAAUUCUCGAAUUCAGUAGUCCUAAGGAACAAAGCUGGUUAAGAAAAGAAGCAUCAGAGUUGUUGAGCAAAGCAGAAGCCCUGUAUGCAGAGAUAUCAGCUGUUCUUCAAGAGAUUAAUGAGAGGAGCUCAUCUUUUAUGCAUGAAUUCACCGACGCCAAUGACUUGCAUGGCCACAUCUUGGACCUAAAUGAUAUGCUUGCCAACGAAAAGAGUUACUACAAAGAUUCGCUCCAAUUAGCAGAUGAAGAGAUUCUGGAACAUGAUCGAGCAGAAGUUGACAUUCUUGAAAUUAACCGUUUGAGACAUUCUCUUCUAAUUGGUUCACAUGUUUGGGAUCGACGGCUAUACUUACUGAACUCCCUCCUGAAGAGAAGUUCCAGCCCGAAGGCNAAAGAAGGGGAUGGAGUGUACAAAUAUGAGGAGAAUGCUAUCAAUAUUACAUCUUUGGAACGCCUUCCUUCGGCUGCAUCCAUACUUUCUGAUAAGAUAGAUUCAGCUUGGUGUGGUACUGGUCAGGCACUGAUGACAGCUCAGUUGACCAAUACACUGAGUGCAGAUUUGUCUGAAGCUAUCUCAGUUGUCCCAGUAAAUCAAAAAGACAAUCCAUCUUUCAGAAGAUUAUUGUCACCAACAAGAGUUUACUCCUUUGAUUCUGCUCAGAGGCUUCAAGAAAGAAUGACGAAAGUACAGCCACCUUCUUUGCAUUUGUCGACACUUCGAUCUUUUCAUGCUUCUGGAGAUUACAAAUACAUGCUCAAGGACCCCGUUUCGAAUGUACAGAGGACUUACUCUCAAGUAUCACCACAUGAAGCUGAAAAGUUAAAUCUUACAUCGAAUGCCUCUCCUUCUUUUAUCUCUUCUAUAUCUCUCUUGCCUCAAGGAGCAAGAUCAAUGAUCCAGCAAAAUGGCCAAUAUGAUAUUGUUAUUGCUGUUUAUGAUAACGAGCCCACAAGCUUAAUAUCUUAUGCCCUUACUUCCAAAGAGUAUGUCGACUGGAUUGCUGAUAAGCCAAACGGCCCUGAAAGAGGAUCAAAUGCUAGUCUCAUCAACAAGAUGAAUUCAGUAGCUUCUGACCUUUCAACAUGGCGGUCUUUUGGUUCCCUGGACUUGGACUACCACUAUGCAAAUUACAGCUCUGAAGAUGCUUCGGCUACAGUUGGUUCCCUCAUCGCAGAUCCCAAGAAUUCUCCUAAUCUCAGAAUUUCUUUUGAGGAUGAGUCUUCACUCACUUUGGGAAAGGUGAAGUUCAGCGUCACUUGUUAUUUUGCAAAGGAAUUUGAUGCUCUUAGAAGGAAAUGCUGUCCUAGUGAAGUCGAUAUUGUACGUUCCUUGAGCCGCUGCAAGAGAUGGAGUGCCCAAGGGGGGACCAAGUCAUUUGACGAACGCUUCAUAAUCAAACAAGUAACGAAGACUGAGUUGGAAUCGUUCAACGAAUUUGCACCAGAGUACUUUAAGUAUUUGACAGAUGCUCUUAGCUCCGGAAGUCCAACUUGUCUUGCCAAAGUACUUGGCAUAUAUCAGGUUUCAGUCAAACAUGCGAAAACUGCCAAGGAAACGAAAAUGGAUUUGAUGGUGAUGGAGAACCUCUUCUUCAAAAGAAGCAUUUCCAAGGUCUAUGAUCUAAAGGGAUCAGCAAGAUCCCGUUACAAUUCAGACACAACGGGAGCAAACAAAGUACUAUUAGAUAUGAAUCUCUUGGAAACCUUGCAUACAAAUCCUAUAUUUCUUGGUAGCAAAGCCAAGAGGAGGCUGGAAAGAGCUGUUUGGAACGAUACAUCAUUUUUAGCUUCGGUGGAUGUGAUGGAUUAUUCAUUGUUGGUUGGGGUGGACGAGGAGCGGAAGGAGCUGGUGUUGGGGAUCAUAGAUUACAUGAGACAGUAUACUUGGGACAAGCAUUUGGAGACAUGGGUGAAGGCAUCUGGAAUUCUUGGUGGACCAAAGAAUGCUUCACCAACCAUUAUUUCUCCCAAACAGUACAAGAAAAGAUUCAGAAAAGCAAUGACAAACUAUUUUCUUACAGUACCAGAUCAAUGGUCAUCCUGAGCACAGUUCCAUUGUUCCUUGUUUUUGCUUUUCUUCAUGUAAUAUUUUCAUUGUACCGAUUACUUAGUUUGUGGAGGCUGUUGUACACUAAAUAUGAGUAACAGAGGUUUAGGCCUAUUUCUCGAAACUCCACAUGUGG